AAGGAAAGAAUAGCAUUGCGUAUUGAGCACAUUCUUUGAUGACGUCACGCGUAGUUACUGCCAAGCCAAACCGAGAAGCGUGAAAAAUUUGACAUGGGUCUACUCUCGUUGCUACGAAAGUUGAGGUCACAUCCUGACCUUGAACUACGAAUUCUUUUACUAGGCCUUGACAAUUCUGGAAAAACCACCCUGCUCAAGGUUUUAGCGUCAGAAGAUAUCACUCACAUCACGCCCACACAGGGUUUCAACAUCAAGUCGGUGCAAUCCAAAGGCUUCAAGCUCAACGUGUGGGACAUCGGGGGGCAGAGGAGGAUCCGACCCUAUUGGAAAAACUACUUUGAGAACACUGACCUUUUGAUCUACGUCAUUGACAGCUCCGACAGGAAGAGGUUUGAGGAGACAGGGGAG
This is a messenger RNA of Aplysia californica (California sea hare), 408 nucleotides long. RefSeq names its product ADP-ribosylation factor-like protein 3. Gene Ontology annotation, cellular component: cytoplasm; microtubule cytoskeleton. Gene Ontology annotation, biological process: cilium assembly. Lineage: Eukaryota; Metazoa; Mollusca; Gastropoda; Aplysiida; Aplysiidae. Gene Ontology annotation, molecular function: GTP binding; GTPase activity. The record is from RefSeq and is a predicted model, not a curated record.